UGAAAGGUCACACCGGAUAUGGAUGUUUGCACGGAUGUUAACUUUUUGAACGAGUCAGCGUCUCUUCACAAGCUGGCCAGUGGUCAAAUUCGGGCUCUUAACACGUAUUACAUGCAAAAUGGCAGAGCAGCAUGCCAAGCCCAAUGUCAGCCAGUGUGCGGCUGCAGAGCUGAUGAAGAAACACUAUAACCUGACUCCCUCAGAAAUGCGCUAUCUGCCCAGCUACGAUGACCAGAACUUCUAUGUUGCGACCGUCGAAGGGGGCCAGUAUGUGCUGAAGAUUACGAAUUCGGAGGACAGCAAGGAUCCCACCCUGUUAGAACUGCAGACUUACGCCAUGGCCUUCAUGCAUGAGAAUGGACUUCCUACCCAAACAGCUCUGAGGACAACCACGGGACAGGUCAUGUUCCUGGAAGACAUGGAUUGUGGCUAUGGCUUCCAGAAGUACUUGGUGCGUCUGUUGACUUAUUUGCCCGGAAUCCCUAUUUCCAAGGUUCCUUUGUCACCACAGCUACUUCAUAAAGUAGGCCAGACGGCAGCCAGGGUUGACAACAUCCUCAAAGAGAUGAAACAUCCUCAACUUUCAGUGCUGCAGAGGGAAGGGUUUAUAUGGAAUAUGUCAAAUAUUCUCCAUCUGGAGAAAUACAUGCACGCCCUGGAUGGAGACCCUCUCCAGGAGGUUGUGAAGUUGGUCCUCCAUCAGUACAAGACCUUCGUAGUCCCAAAAUACCCAAGUUUCCGCAAGUGCCUUAUUCACGGGGACUUAAACGAUCUUAACCUGCUUGUACAAGCUAAUGAGAGUAAUGGCCACAGGAUUUCUGGUAUCAUUGACUUUGGGGACAUGAACAUCAGUUAUUAUGUCCAUGAGCUGGCCAUCACCAUCAUGUACAUGAUGCUGGAGCACCCCGAGCCCCUUGAGGUGGGUGGAGCCAUCCUAGCAGGCUGGGAAAGUGUCUUUCCGCUCAACGAGGCCGAGAAAGAUUGUCUCUUUUGGUUGGUGUUGUCACGCUUCUGCCAGUCGUUGGUGCUGGCUCGUUAUUCUGUGACCCUGCACCCGGAAAACGAGGAGUAUUUAAUGAUUUCAUCGAAGAAAGGAAUCCAGAUUUUACGUCGACUGUCUGAGAUUGGAAAGGAGCAGGUGGAAAACGUUUGGUUCCAGACCGCUAUGCAGUUCAAAGAACAAAAGUAAAGAAGACGAUAAAAGGUUUGGUUCUAAGACAUUUAGGAACAUAAUUCAGGGUGCACCUAGAUAUUGCAGACCGGGAGGUGGGUGGAACAAGUACUGUACAUUAAUUUAACUUAAUUUGACAAUAACUCAUAGAAAUCGAUCAAAUUCGCUUUAGACAGGACCUUUGACGAUGGCCUAUCAAGAGCACCAUCCACUGGUUUGAAGUACUAUACCAGACUCCCAGGGAGGCACAGCAGCUUGAUGAAAAUGAAGGAAGACGUAUUUUUCAAAUGUGCUAACUUUAGUUCUUUGUGAAGGCAAAAUCUGUGAAUUUUUAGUUGAUUGAGACUUUUAUUGAUUGAGACUUUUAUUAGUUUGCACAGUACAGUACAUAUUCCGUACAAUUGAACACUAAAUGGUAACACCCGAAUACGUUUUUCAACUUGUUUAAGUCGGGGUCCACGUUGAUGAUUUCAUGGUAUGAAUAUAAUAAAUAUAUAAUAUCAGCAUAA
Molecule: messenger RNA, 1680 nt
Organism: Nerophis ophidion (straightnose pipefish)
Lineage: Eukaryota; Metazoa; Chordata; Actinopteri; Syngnathiformes; Syngnathidae
Gene: hykk.2
Product: hydroxylysine kinase, tandem duplicate 2
Exons: 5
Coding region: 119-1189 (356 amino acids)
Molecular function (GO): amino acid kinase activity
Source: RefSeq, a predicted model, not a curated record